Oreochromis niloticus (Nile tilapia) is the source of this 2526-nucleotide messenger RNA. RefSeq names its product extracellular calcium-sensing receptor. Gene Ontology annotation, cellular component: plasma membrane. Gene Ontology annotation, molecular function: G protein-coupled receptor activity. NCBI's taxonomy places the organism in Eukaryota, Metazoa, Chordata, Actinopteri, Cichliformes, Cichlidae. Bases 34 to 2526 code for a protein of 830 amino acids. Gene Ontology annotation, biological process: G protein-coupled receptor signaling pathway. The transcript is spliced from 9 exons. The record is from RefSeq and is a predicted model, not a curated record.
UGUAAAUUGCAAAAGAAAUUUAAUCUCAAUGGCAUGCACAGGCCUGGAGAUGUAAUUCUGGGAGGGUUAUUUGAAGUCCAUUACAGUUCUGUAUUCCCUGAGCGGACGUUCACCUCAGAGCCAGACCAGCCUAGCUGCCAAGGCAUUGACACCCCUGGAUUCAGACAUGCCAUGACCAUGGCCUUUGCUAUUGAUGAGAUUAACAAGAAUUCAAAGCUACUUCCUAAUGUGACUCUGGGAUACAGUCUUUAUGACAACUGUGCUACACUUGAUAUUGGGUUUAGUGCAGCAUUGUCAUUAGCCAGUGGUCAAGAGGAGCAAUUUAGGCUUCUGGAGAACUGUUCAGGGACCCCUUCAGUUGUGGGGAUUGUGGGUGAUCCUUUCUCCACAUUUUCUAUUGCUGCCUCAAGUGUUCUUGGUUUAUUCAAGCUUCCUAUUGUGAGUUAUUUUGCCACUUGCUCCUGUCUGAGUGAUCGACAAAAGUUUCCAUCCUUCUUUAGAACAAUCCCAAGUGAUGCUUUUCAGGUCCGUGCUAUGAUUCAGAUUCUAAAACACUUUGGCUGGACAUGGGUAGGUCUGCUAGUCAGUGAUGAUGAUUAUGGACUUCAUGUUUCCAGAACCUUCAAGUCAGACUUUCUUCAGUUAAGUGGAGGUUGUUUGGCCUACUCAGAGAUUUUGCCUUGGGAAGAUCAUCCAAAUGAAUACAAGAAAAUUGUGGAUCUGAUGGCCAGAUCCACAGCUCGUGUUGUCAUUGUGUUUGCACUUAAAAUACACCUGAUUCAUCUCAUGACAGAGGUGGUGAAACAAAAUGUGACAGGCUUGCAGUGGAUUGCCAGUGAAGCUUGGACAUUAGUUGGUGGACUCCAUACCCCUGAAUUUAUGCCAUUCCUUGGUGGAACACUAGGCAUUGCCAUCCGACGAGGAGAAAUACCAGGCUUUAGAGACUACUUGUUAAAAAUUAAUCCUGAAGAACAGAACAGUGCAAACAACAUGGUGAAACAGUUUUGGGAAGAUACAUUUCACUGUAGAUUUUCAGCAAACUGGUUGGAAGCUGGUGGGACAGUUUGCACUGGAGAAGAAGAGCUUAGGAAUGCUGAGACUGAACUUUUGGAUGUGACUGAACUCAGGCCCGAGUAUAAUAUUUAUAAAGCUGUGUAUGCUCUUGCACAUGCCCUUGAUGACAUGCUGCACUGUGCUCCAGGGAGAGGACCUUUUAUUGGGCACAGCUGUGCCACUUUGCAAAAAUUAGAGCCAUGGCAGCUGAUGUAUUACUUGGAAAAAGUCAACUUCACAACUCCAUUUGGUGAUCAAGUAUUUUUUGAUGAGAAUGGUGAUGCCUUACCUAUCUAUGAUAUCAUGAACUGGCUGUGGCUCCCUGAUGGAAGCACUAAAGUUCAGAAUGUGGGUGAGGUUAAGAGGUCAGUUUUCAAAGGCGAAGAACUCACACUUGAUGAAAACAAAAUCUUCUGGAACUUUAAAUCAAACGAGCCACCUACAUCAGUUUGCAGUAAAAGCUGCCCUCCAGGAACACAUAUAGCAAGGAAGCGGGGAAAGCCUGUGUGUUGCUUUGACUGCAUCCCUUGCUCUGAGGGAAAGAUCAGCAAUAACACUGACUCCUUAGAGUGCACCAGUUGUCCAGAGGACUUCUGGUCAAGCCCCCAGCGAGAUCACUGUGUUCUUAAGAGAACAGAGUUCCUCUCCUACCAUGAGCCCCUGGGAAUAUGCUUGACAACCACCUCACUGCUGGGCACAUUUAUCUGUACUGUUGUUUUAGGAAUUUUCACAUAUCAUCGCAGCACACCUAUGGUGCGUGCAAACAAUUCAGAAUUGAGCUUUCUGCUUUUAGUAUCACUUAAGCUGUGUUUCCUGUGUUCACUGUUAUUCAUCGGAAGACCCAGACUUUGGACAUGCCAACUGAGACAUGCAGCAUUUGGGAUCAGCUUUGUGCUGUGUGUCUCAUGUAUCUUGGUGAAAACGAUGGUUGUUGUGGCUGUGUUCAAAGCCUCCAAGCCAGGAGGGGGAACCAAUCUUAAGUGGUUUGGUGCUAUACAGCAGAGAGGGACAGUUCUGGUUCUUACUUCCAUUCAAGCUGCAAUCUGCACUGCCUGGCUUGUCUCUUCCUCUCCAACUCCACAUAAAAACACCCAAUACCACAAUGACAAAGUGGUGUAUGAGUGUGCAGUUGGGUCUACAAUUGGCUUUGGAGUAUUACUGGGUUACAUUGGCGUGCUGGCUAUCCUUAGCUUUCUGCUAGCAUUUCUAGCUAGGAAUCUUCCAGACAACUUCAACGAGGCCAAAUUCAUCACAUUCAGCAUGUUGAUCUUCUGUGCAGUGUGGGUGGCCUUUGUUCCUGCUUAUGUAAAUUCUCCUGGCAAAUAUGCAGAUGCAGUAGAAGUAUUUGCCAUCUUGGCCUCAAGUUUUGGGCUAUUGGUGUCACUGUUUGGACCCAAAUGUUACAUAAUUCUGCUGAAACCAGAGAGGAACACAAAAAAUGCAAUCAUGGGCCGAGAAACCACCAAGCCAUAA